Lactuca saligna is the source of this 696-nucleotide messenger RNA. NCBI's taxonomy places the organism in Eukaryota, Viridiplantae, Streptophyta, Magnoliopsida, Asterales, Asteraceae. The record is from the annotation of a GenBank genome assembly.
AUGCGCCAACGAGCAAUCAAUAGUCGCAUCCUCUUUGUGUAUCCAUCGAAUGAAGAAAUUCAUCAAGAGCUUCAAUCUUCCAUCGAUGCAGUCAAGGAUAUACAGAGUUCAGAACUUCAUGUUCUUACCGAUAUCUUAGAUGAUCCUCCUCCAAAGUUUGUGAGUGUUGCAUAUGUUUCUUCUCCAGUUGUCGAUGAUGAAGACUCAGAAGAAGUCGUAUUUGAAGAUGACAACACAAUUGUCGGUGUCAUUCAUAUUCCCUCCUUGCUCAACAUUUUUUACAAGCCAUCCUCCUUUAAAGCUCAAUUCAAUUUUAGAGUCUCUUCGUCCUCGGAAGCUUCAGAUGAAAAUUUUGAAUAUGAGCAAAAUUACGUUGUUCCUCCUCCUGCAGAAAACACAUUAGAAGUUCAUCAAGAUUCUCCUACUAGAAAAAGCUCCACGGGAGAUAACGUUGCUACAGAAAACUCCACGGUUGACAAGGUCACUCAGCAAGUAGCAGACCUUGAGUCAAAACUGGUCCUGGUACUCAAAUCUCUUUUCGAGAUCAAGGUUGUCGCUCCGUCUGAACUUGAACUUGCAAAUCAGCUGGACCAACUUAUCUUGUUUCGCCUAAGUCAUACUCUAGAAGAUGUCAAAUCACGUUACAAGGGCAACAUGGAUCAUCACAUCACUACCAUCAACACUUGUCAUAACUAG